Messenger RNA from Eleginops maclovinus (Patagonian blennie), 2130 nucleotides. RefSeq names its product general transcription factor II-I repeat domain-containing protein 2-like. The record is from RefSeq and is a predicted model, not a curated record. NCBI's taxonomy places the organism in Eukaryota, Metazoa, Chordata, Actinopteri, Perciformes, Eleginopidae. The coding region runs from base 47 to 1564 and encodes 505 amino acids. The transcript is spliced from 2 exons.
GCGCGCAUGAUUGGAUCAUUGUCAUCAACGACUUCAGCCCCCAAAAAUGUCCGCUCAUGCUAAAAAGAGAAAGGUAGAUGCCGAAUGCAGGGUUUUCAACAACAAUUGGACUGCUAAGUACUUAUUUACUAAAGUCGGAGGUAAAGCCGUGUGUUUAGUUUGCGGGGAGCAGAUCGCCGUGUUUAAGGACUACAAUUUGAGUCGACAUUACGAGACGAAACACGCGGAGAAAUACAAAAACUUUACUGAUGCUGAAAGGGCGCGCACAUCGGAAGCUUUGCUAGCUAAGCUGCAAAAGCAGCAAGGCUUGUUUACCAAGCUUCACACAUCCAGGGAUGCAGCAACCGAGGCCAGCUUUGUGAUAUCCCACAAAAUCGCUAAAAACAGUAAGCCAUUCUCGGAGGGGGAGUUUGUCAAAGAGUGCUUGGUGGACUCUGCAGCACUAAUAUGCCCUGAAAAAAAAGGAGCAUUUGAGCAAGUCCUGCUGUCCAGGCGAACCGUGGCGAGAAGGAUCGAGGACAUCGCGGGGAAUCUGGAGCUUCAGCUGCAACAUGAAGUGGCAAGUUUUGACUUUAUCUCCUUGGCUUUGCACGAGAGCUGUGAUGUCCGCGACACAGCCCACUUACUCGUAUUUGUCCGUGGGAUAACGCCGGACUUCAAGAUUACGGAGGAGCUGGCAGCAGUGCGGUCGAUGAAAGGGACGACGACAGGGAGCGAUCUGUUCACGGAGGUAAAUGCGUGCAUGGACACGCUGGGACUGAAAUGGGACAGACUGGCAGGUGUCACCACAGACGGUUGUCCAAAUCUUACAGGUAAACAUGUUGGACUUUUGAAACGAAUGCAAGAUAAAGUGACUGAAGUCGACGCUGAUCAGAAAUUGGUAUUUUUGCAUUGCAUUAUAAACCAACAUGUGUUGUGCAAGUCAUUGCUAAAAAUAGACCAUGUCAUUGAUGUUGUUACUAUAAUAGUAACCUUCAUCAGGGCACGAGCUCUGAAUCACAGACCGUUUGUUGCACUUUUGGAGGAGCAUGAGACUGAGCACAGUGACAUCGCCGACCACACAGCUGUCAGAGGGCUCAGCUUGAACAAAGUGCUGAAAAGAGUUUGGGACCUGAAAGCAGAGAUUCGAGAGUUUUGUGAGAGGAAAGGCAAAGACAUCCCAGAGCUCUCAGAUGAGGACUGGAUGGCAGAUUUCGCAUUUGCUGUUGAUGUGACUGCACUGAUGAAUGAACUGAGCACCAAACUGCAAGGCAAGGGCCUUUUUGUUCAUGAAAUGCACAGCCUGGUGAAAGCUUUCAUGAGAAAGAUGCAGUUUCUUUCAAGCCAAUUGGAGAGCAACACUCUCACUCACAUGCAAACCCUGAAAGAAGUCACACCAUCAGCUGAUCACCUCCGAAGGUACUCAUCCAUGUUAGGAGCACUGCAUGUGUGGAUAAUGCACCCAGUGACGUUCAGCUGGAACUCAUUGACCUGCAGUCUGAUGCACUACUGGCAGGGCACUUUAAGUCAGGAUCUCUGCUGGAUUUCUACUCUUCACUCAAGGAGGAAAACUUUCCAAACAUGAGGAGACAUGCUCAGAAGAUGUUGGUUCUCUUUGGCUCGACUUGCAUACGUGAACAAACAUUUUCAAUGAAAUCCAGGUAUAUAUCCUCUCUCUCUGAUGAUCAUCUGUCAGCUGUGCUUCGCAUCUCCACCUCAGACAUUCAACCUGACUUCGAUGCCCUCGUUAAAGCCCAGCAGAGACAAGAAUUCUCUCCCUGAACAAGAAAAAAAGAACUUAAAAACACCAAAUGAGGUGGUUAGACUACAAAUGUAGGCAUGUAAAGAUACCAACUAGCAGUGAACUGGGACUCUGUCUUUCUUUCCUUUUUCUCAAAGUCACAGUUCAGUGACGGUUCAAAAUGAUGUUUCUUGCUGAAUGUUUGGAGCACAAAGACAAUGUUGUGAUGUCUUUUAGAAUGCUAAGAACCUUUACACAACUUUCCAACAGUACAUGAAACUCAAAAUGUGUUUUGUAGUGAAUGGGACUGAAACUGUUCACUAAUGAGUCACAAAUGGAAAAACGUUCACAUUUUGUUCACCGUUGUUUUGGGAAAUUUGAUUGAAUAAAUGACAUUGUUUGUAAGGCGA